Anguilla anguilla (European eel) is the source of this 3512-nucleotide messenger RNA. Its product is annotated as protein NLRC3-like. Lineage: Eukaryota; Metazoa; Chordata; Actinopteri; Anguilliformes; Anguillidae. The record is from RefSeq and is a predicted model, not a curated record. Gene Ontology annotation, molecular function: protein binding. The coding region runs from base 1 to 2196 and encodes 731 amino acids. The transcript has 3 exons.
AUGCUGGAGACCUGUGGCAGUGAGGGGUCUCUGACCCACAUCCUGAGGAACAUGAAGCAGAAGGUUCUCGCCGACUCACUGGAGAGAGAUGAGCAGUACAAUGAAUCCAUAAAAACAGCCCAGAAGGCAUUGAAAACUCAUCUGAUGAAGAAGUCUGAAUACAUAUCUGAAGGUUUAUUAAAGCAGAGACACCGAACCCUCCUCAAUGAGAUCUAUACAGAGCUCUACAUCACAGAGGGGGGAAGUGGGGGGGUCAAUAAUGAACAUGAGGUCAGACAGAUUGAGACAGUAUCCAAGAGUCAAACCGCACAGAAGACUGCAAUCCUCUACAAUGACAUCUUUAAGCCUUUUCCUGGACAAGAGAAACCCAUCAGAACUGUGCUUACGAAGGGCAUCGCUGGCAUUGGGAAAACAGUCUCUGUGCAGAAGUUCAUUCUGGACUGGGCAGAAGGAAAAGCCAAUCAGGACAUUGAUUUCAUCUUCACUCUUCCUUUCCGAGAUCUGAAUUUGCAGAAGGAUAAAGCAUUCAGUCUGAUGCAACUUCUGCAGCACUACUUUCCACAACUGAAAGAGAUCAAAAGUAUUGAAGGUGUUGAAGUCAAAGUUUUGUUUAUCUUUGAUGGUCUGGAUGAGUGUAGACUUCCUCUAGAUUUCCAAAGCAAUAAGAUCUGCUGUGAUAUAACAGAGUCAUCAUCAGUGGAUGUGCUGCUGACCAACCUCAUUAAGGGGACUCUGCUUCCCUCUGCUCUCAUCUGGAUCACCUCCCGACCAGCAGCAGCCAAUCAGAUCCCUUCUGAGUGCGUCCACCAGGUGACAGAGUUACGAGGGUUCAAUGACCCACAGAAGGAGGAGUACUUCAGAAAGAGAAUCAGAGACCAGAACCAGGCCAGCAGAAUUAUCUCACACAUAAAGUCAUCCAGGAGUCUCUACAUCAUGUGUCACAUACCAGUCUUCUGCUGGAUUUCUGCUACUGUUCUGGACACAAUGUUGGGUAAAGUAGGGAGUGGAGGUCUGCCCAAAACACUGACUGAAAUGUACACACACUUCCUGCUCAUUCAGACUAAUGUGAAGAAUGAGAAGUAUCAUGGCACCAAUGAGACAAACCUGAAGAUGUCAGCAUCAGAUACCAGAAUCAUCCUGAAACUGGGGCAGCUGGCAUUUCAACAGCUGGAAAAGGGAAAUCUGAUAUUCUGUGAAGAGGACCUGAGAGAGAGUGGCAUUGAUGUCAGUGAAGCUUCAGUGUACUCUGGGGUGUGCACAGAGAUCUUUAAAGAGGAGUGUGGGUUGAAUCAGGAGAAGGUCUACUGCUUUGUGCAUCUGACCAUUCAGGAGUAUCUGGCUGCCUUGUUUGCGUUUCUUUCAUGUGUAAAUGAGAACAAAAAGGUACUCAGAGCAGUAGAGUCAAAACGUCACAGAUACUCUGUAUAUCGGGAAUGCAGCGAGCCGCUGUCUGAGUUACACAGGAAUGCAAUGGAUCAGGCCUUAGAGAGUAAGAAUGGACACCUGGACCUUUUCCUCCGAUUCCUUCUUGGCCUCUCUCUGGACUCCAUUCAGACUCUCUUAGGAGGACUACUGACACAGACAAGAAGCAGAUCAAAGUGCAUUGAAGAUGCAGUAUGGAACAUAAAGCAGAGGAUGAAAGCGCAAUAUCAGUCACCAGUGAGGACCAUCAAUCUGCUCCACUGUCUCAGUGAACUGAAUGACAACUCUGUAGUGGAGGAAAUCCAGAAUUCCCUGAGAUCAGGAAAUCUUUCAGAUAAACAGCUGGACCUAGAACAGUGUUCAGCUCUGGCCUUUGUGUUACUGAUGUCAGAGGAGAUCCUGGAUGAGUUUGACUUGAAGACCUACCGCCCUUCCUUGAAGUGCGGCAGCACAUCAGCAGAAGGUCAUCAGAGACUGCUACCAGUAGUCAGGAUCUGCAGGAAGGCCAUACUGAGCAGCUGUGACCUCGGAGAGGAGUGCUGUGAAUUUGUGGUCUCAGCUCUCCAGUCAUCAAACUCACCCCUGAGAGAUCUGGACCUCAGCUGCAAUAGACUGGGAGAUUCAGAAGUGAAGCUGAUCUGUGCUGGACUGAUGAGUCCAAACUGUGAACUACAGGGACUGGACCUCAGCUGCAAUAACCUGGGAGAUUUAGGAGUGGAGCUGCUCUGUGCUGGACUGAUGAGUCCAAACUGUAAACUACAGAGACUGGGGUGAGUAGUGCUGUGUACUGUGUGACCUUAACUAAAAAGAAUUAGUGCUUACGGCUAAUUGAAAUGUUCAAAGCUCUUUCUCUCUCAAUUAUUCUUCCUGGUCAAUGUAUAAUUAAUGAUUAGAAAAUGAUACAAUGAAAUGAGUGCUCUGUACCCCUUUUUAUAUUAUAGUAUACAUAGUGCUAAACUAAUGCUAAAUUUGAUUUGAGAGAGAUACAUUUUGUAUUGAAUGAAAUGUUUGUGUUUAAUUUUCUGUAACUAAUCCUGUCCAGUAUAUGAAGGUCAGUGAUGCUCUCUGAGCCUGGAUCAGUCAGCACAGGGACCCCUCAGGUUGUGUUAGCCCCCCUGUUUCAUUCACACCAGAUAAGAUGAGUGCACCAGCAGCCAACCUGGGAACUGUGUCAUCAAGCUCUCUUGGCCUAAUGCACAGGGGCAGUAGCCUAGUAGCAUAGCAUUCUGAAAUAGGCAGGUUUGUGAAAUGGUGUGACUCAAAGCAUCUGAUUUUAAAUGUGAAGAACACAGAAUACAGAAAUUAAUGUUUUUAAGGGCUGAGAGUCAUUGUGGUUAUUUCUGUAGGAAACCCUGAAAGGUGGCAAACUCUCGGUGCUGGAUAGGUAUGGGCAUGCCGCCACACCAUGGCGUAACUUGGCAGGAUGGCAUACCUGCCAUCCCAAUGCAGUUCAGUUGCGUACACACAUCUGGUGGUACUUCAGCUGUUGGCAGGUACAUUAUUACAGGUCUGACCAAUACUGGUCAGGAAGUUAGAUACAACAUUCUUACAUCGACUAGUAUUUUAUUAGCUGGACCGCAACAGCGGGGCCAGCCCUACAAACGCGAAUGUCUGUGACUGAGUGACUGAGUGAUGAAGUUACACUAUUGGUCGGCCGGUCCAGCCACAUACUAGGUUUUGACCUGGUCUUCUUUUAUAUAUCGGUGUACACAUUUAGACAAUAAGUUGCUUAGUUCCUCACUGGCUCCGCUGGCUAGGCUGGUUCAUGGGGUAAGUUAGACUAAGUUUGGUCAGGUUGGCUAGCUAACUAGGGCCUUUUAGCCAAAGCUAAACUUACAGCAGCAGCAGCAAGUGUCAACUUGAGUGUAAUGUUGUUUAAUGAAAAGUGUAAGCAAAUGAUACAAGAAGUCUUAAUAGUUAUCAGAUUUUAUCAAAUAACUGUAUUUUGUAACUGUGUAAUUAUGAACUAAACUAUGGUAACUAAUAGGGAUGAGCAAGUACACCAUUGUCUGUAUCUGUAUCUCUAUCUGUUCAACUACCUAAAUUACCUGUAUCUGUAUCUCUAUCUCUAUCUGUUCAACCAACUAAAU